AUGUUGUUUCUGGUGUUACAGAUUUCAAAACUGAAUCGAAAAUUAUCAAAACAUGAAGAUCAAAUGGUUAAAGAAGUUGCUGAAGAAAAUAAACACCUUUUGAAACAAGUGGAAGAAUUAAAAAAGGCACUUGAUUCUAAAUUCUUGGAAGGAAAGGACAACAUAAACUGUAAGGAAUAUCAGACAUUGUUUGAGAAAAACCAUGAUCUACAGAAACAACUGUUGCAGUUAUCAAAAGAAAACAUUGAAAUUCAUUUUGAAAUGGAAGAAGCGAAAAAAGAUGUACCUCGUUUAAAGGCUCGUGUUGAUGAUUUGCAAACAUAUAUUGAAGCAUUAAAAGCAGAAAACAAGCGUUUAAGUGGGGACAAAUCAGAGGUUACAAAGGUUGGUGAAAGCGGUAAAAGUCCAAAGGAGCUGGAGAAAAUAAUUGCAUUGCUUAAAAAAGUAGUCGACCGUGUGCAGUCAGAGAAUGAACAAUUGAAGCAGUCAACUGGAACAGCUUCUCUGAAACAAGAAAAUCUUGAUUUGGUUCAAAAAGUUAGGGAUCUUGAAAAGAAAUUGGGACAGUUCUCUACAGAUAAACAUCUUACAAAAGAGAAAGGAAUGACAAAAUUAAUGGUUGAUUACGAGAAACUUAGAAAAGAUUUAUUAAAAGAGACUGAUCUCAAAAUGAAACUUCAAAACCAAGUUGAGGACCUACAAGAGGAACAACGAAUUUUGAAAUGCACAGUAGAGGGAAGUGGCAUAAAGUUUGUUAAAGGUAACAACACAUUGCAAUCUUCUGAAUCCAAAAUUGAUACAAUAAAGAAACUGGAAGAAGAUCUUGAAAAUAAGCGUAAAACAAUGGCAGACAUGAAAAUUCUUUUACGAGAAUCUGCUGAGAGAGAACAAGAUUUGCUUCAAGAAAAACAAGAAUUAUUAAGAAAGAUUCAGCUGUUAGAAAGUAUUCCAAAUGAAUCUAUCAAUUCAGAUGCUGCAUUAAACCAUGCUUACAGAAAAGCCAAGUUAACAAUAAGUGAACUGCAAAGCGAGAAAAAUGAACUUUUCAAAGAGGUGAAACUUCUGCAACAAAAGCUCCAUGGGGAAGUACCGAAAAUGACUGAAGACAUGUUACAGAAAGCUAGAAGCUAUGAUUCUUUAAUAUCUAAAAACACAGAGCUUACAGUGCAACUGAAAACAUUGAAACUUGAAAAAGAUAAACAAUCCUCUGAAAUCUUCCAGCUAAAAGAUGAACUGAAGAAUUUUAGACCAGAAUUCUUUGAAGAGAUUGAAGAUUUGAAGUACAAUUAUAGAGAAGCUAUGAAAAAACUUGCACUUUAUGAAAAUAAAUGACAACAAGAGAAUAAGUAGUCCGUUGGUAACACUUUUCCCAUAAUUUUCUUCAAUCACCACAGAGAUUCACCCAUCCAUCUUUCCCCUCUUAUUUCAUUGUGGAAUUAUUUAAAUGUCUUAGCGGAUCGAUACCACUGUAAUAGUGGAAGAAGAAACUGAAAGGGGACAAAAGUUGGUGAGCUAGUAGAUGUUCAUAAGUGCAGGCUUGCCUAUCAAGUAAGCUAAUUUUCCAUGAGAGGAGGUAUUCUAGUAUGUGUGUAUUAUGAUGUGCAUCUCUCACAGCAUUUCCCUUAAUCAAUCUGCAUCCUGUCAAAUUCUCUGUAUCACUUCUCUUGUAUUAACCUUCCAGUAACUUGAAGGUAUGUCCAGAUACAUCUUCACCAUUUACUCUCUCUUUUCCAUCUGGAGUAGCCAUUAUUUCCUCUGCAGUGAGACACUCCUGUCUAUCAUACUUUAACCUCCCACCAACUGGUAUAAAGCCAGGUCCCUCAAUACUACAUAUCCCUAGUUAAGGGGUUUUGUGUUGCAAGUUACUUAGUGAUCUCACUGGUGCUGGUGAGUGUCAUGAAAAAAAAGCACCCAGUACACUCUGUAAAGUGGUUGGCAUUAGGAAGGGUAUCCAGCCGUAAAAACCAAGUCAAAGUAGACACUAGAGCAUGGUGCAGUCUUUUGACUUGCCAGUUCCUGUCAAACCAUCCAACCCAUGCCAGCAUGGAAAAUAGACAUUAAAUGAUUGUGUUUUGUAGUAGGUUAUCAGUAACUUAGAGCUAUUUAUUUAUUGUUCUCUCUCUCAGAAACCAGAGUUCAUUGUUUGUUGUGAGGCAAUUUUGGCUGUGGGAAAUAGCUAAGGUUUCCAUUAAAUGUCAUUUGACGUUAUUAAAUCUUCUAAAAAGAUUAUUUUGUAUGGUUUUCAUUUCUUUUCAAUGUGGGUCACUGAAUUUAAUAGUAAUCGAUAUUUUACAAACAAGUUAAGAUAAAUAUUUCAUGUAUUAUGUGUAAAGUUAUUCAUAUAUUCUUUUUAGUGUGCUUCCCUAUGACUCAUUUUCACUGUUAUUUUUGCCCUUAUGGCAGCACCACCACUGCAGUCUUCAAACAAUUUGAAAAGCAAGAUAAGUGCAGCCGGAAUGAGAAGAUAGGGUGCAGCCUUAUUAUUUGGUAAGGCUAACUGGACAUUCAACCUGUUUUGAUACUGGAGGCAUGCACAAGAGUAUACAAAAAUAUAUACAGAGAGAGAGAGAGAGAGAGAUUACAAUUUAUUAACUGAACAUGUUUGACAUGAACAUUUUCCCUCUCCUCAUACACAUAAAGAGAAAUAUGCUCACAUACAUAGAGAAAGAGAAAAAGAGACAGAAACAUUAAAACAUCUAAUGUCAAAUAGGCCAGCAUUGAAUCAACAAUGCCAAAUAGAUGGCACCAAAAUGCUGUGUCAAAGCAUCUCAUACCUGGCCCAACAGUCAUUGACUGCUGCAGUGCCUCUUUGCGUAGAUAUGUUAAAGUGUGCAACAGGAUUGUAGCACAGAUUAAAGAACAGCAUAUUCAAGGUGCAAACUCUACUGCACUGAUUUCCAAUCUUUUAAGGCACUAAAACUGUAAUGGCACUCUGUCAGCUUUAAAAGUUUUUGAAACUAAGAAACUGGUAUUAAAAUUAUUUAAAAAUAGAUGGGAGCUUGGACUUUGCCACAUUGAAAUUACUAUACACUGGUAUUAACUGGCACUUUGUUGGUUACUACAACUGUUUCCAUUGAGCUGAUCUAUGGAACAGCCUGAUUGUAAAAAUUAACAUGCAAAUAGCUGAGCACUCCACAAACAUGCAUACCCUUAAUGUAGUUCUCAGAGAGAUUCUGUGUGAUGCAGUUUGUGGUAAGGCUGGUCCUUUGAAUUUACAAUGUUUUUUGUCAGCUGAGUGAACUGGAGCAAUAUGAAAUAAAGCAUCUUGCUCAAAGGCACAAUGUGCUGCUGGAAAUUGAACUCAUGAUCUUAUAAUUGUGAGCUGAAUACCGUAACCAUUAAGCCCUGUGCCUUUACAUACAUUGGUAUAGUGCAGUAAAAGAAACACUCAAGUUUUUCUUCAUAUUGUGAUAUUUUUGACUCACCUUUAAAACUUAAUAAUAAUCCUUUCUACUAUAGGCACAAGGCCUGGAAUUUGGGGGAGGGGGGUAUAGGUGAUUACAUCAACCCCAGUGUUUCACUGGUACCUAAUUUAUUGACCUCAAAAGGAUGAAAGAUAAAGUUGACUUUGGUGGAAUUUGAACUUACAACACAAAAAUAGAUGAAAUACUGCUAAGCAUUUUGUCUGUCAUGCUAACAACUCUACCAGCUCACCAACUUAAUAAUAAUAGUAACAGCAACAACAUUGUUAUCAUCAUCAUCAUCAUUAUGACCAUUGUCUUCUAUCAGUGGAGUAAUGACAAAGGUCAAUUUAAAGUUGCCUCGUUAUUGUUGUUCUUAUUAACUCCUACUCAACUCUGAUUGGACAAUUGUUCUAGUCAUGACUAUCCUAUUUUCUCUCAGGUAUUGUAUGUCUAGGGCAACAUUGUCUUUCCAUUCUUAAGACGGUAGGGUGGAAAUUUAGCUGUUAUUUCUAGCAGGUCACAUUAUCAUUUAAUAGCUCUCUUGGCUUGUGAUUGGUCACUAAUGUAGAUAUUUUUUGCUAUGUGUUAGCUUUUGUUAAAAAACCCUGUUAAAGCUACUCCUAAGAUAUAAUUUAUUGCAAAAAUUACCCCUUUAAUCAUAAUCAUCAUAAUUUUAAUGCCCAGAAUUCAUUUAGGUAGAUUUUACUGCAGCUGGAUGCUCUUCCUGCGUCUAAUCCUCACCUGUUUAAUAUUUCCCUAUGGCCAAACAUGUUUUGAUUGCAGACUGGAAACAAGGGAUUCCACUUAUAAAACAACGAUGCUCAUUUAUAACUGCCCCACUGAUGUCCAAACAAGGAGACAAACACACAUACAAAUAUGGCAGGCCUGUUUUAGUUUCCAUGUACUAAAUCCACUUACAAGGCUUUACUUACUUACAUAUUUUAGCCUCUCAGCACCUCACACAAAACCACCUCCCUCUUUCAGAUAAUUCCCAUCCCAAUAACUAGUUGUUAGGGGCUUUUUCCCUGUUUUUUUUUUGUUUUGUUUUGCAUGUUAUUUGAUGAUCUCACGCGUGCCAGUGGCAUGAAAAAUGCACCCAGUACACACAGUUAAGUAGUAGGUGUUAAGAAAGGCAUCCAGCUGUAGAAAUCAUGCCAAAGCUCACACUGGAGCUUGAGGCAACACUAUGGCUUGCCCACUGAAGGUGCGUGGCUUAGUGGUUAGGGUGUUGGAAUUAUGAUCAUAAGAUUGUGGUUUCGAUUCCUGGACCAGGCAGCACAUUGUGUUCUUGAGCAAAACACUUCAUUUCAUGUUGCUCCAGUCCACUCAGCUAGCAAAAAUAAGUAAUCCUGCGAUGAAUUGACAUCCUAUCCAGGUGGAGAAUUUAUAUGUCAUGAAACUGGGAAACUAGUCCUUGUGAAUCAGCAUGACUUGAGAAAGUAACUUUACUUGCUAGACCCUGUCAAACCAUGGAAAAAGGAUAUCAACUCUUAACCCUUUAAACUAGCCAUAUCUGUCCCAAAUAUUCUACCUCUUUUAUGAUCAAACUAACCAGAUCUGACCUCUCACACCUACCUUAUAAUGUCAUUCCAAAAGUAAACAGUCACAUCAUUGAAUUCUCAAAGUUAUGAGAUAAAACAUGAUUAAUUCAAAUUAGUGUGAAUAAAUAAGUAUUACAUUUGACAGAGUAAUGUGAAUGCUAAUGGGUUGAUGCUGAUGAUGGUGGUGAUGAUGUUCUCUUUGAUGGUCUCUUAAUACUUUCAAAUAACUCAGCUGAAUUUACAAUUCUUCCAUAUUGAUGGAGUUCUAAAAUUAAUGAGAACAUUUAUGAAGAUUCUAGAACAAAAUUAUCUUUUGAUGAAAAUACCUUUUUUAUUAAAAAGGUCUAUUGAGGCACAGUUACUCAUAGAAUCAAGUGAUACAAGGUUGAGUGUGAAAGCCUUACUACAUCCAAGAUAUUACAUUUCUCACCUCAGUUUGUCUUGUUGAAUAGACGCUGCAUUAACUUCUGAUGAAUGGUACUCUGCAUUUUCAUCAACAAUUUAAAUACUUAUACUUCAAUUUGUGGACCCUUCCCACAUGUAAAAAGCACGAUAAAAUAAAUAAAUAUAUAUAAAAAAUAGUCAAUAAUAUUUAUAUAAGUGCUUUAAAUUAAACAUUAAAAAGACAAUUUGUUUUUGUAUUUUUGUAUUUAAUUUCUGUUUUUAGACUAUAUUUUUUUAUAAUCAUAAAAAACUCUAAUAUAUGUUUUGUAAUGUAUAAAUCAUAAAUAAAAUUAUAUUUCAUUUUUA
Octopus bimaculoides (California two-spot octopus) is the source of this 5695-nucleotide messenger RNA. RefSeq names its product centrosomal protein of 290 kDa-like. Gene Ontology annotation, cellular component: ciliary transition zone; centriolar satellite. Gene Ontology annotation, biological process: non-motile cilium assembly; ciliary transition zone assembly. The record is from RefSeq and is a predicted model, not a curated record. NCBI's taxonomy places the organism in Eukaryota, Metazoa, Mollusca, Cephalopoda, Octopoda, Octopodidae.